UAACCCCUCCCGUUGAUAUUGUCCUAUUAGCUUAGAAUCCACCUGCAUUUUCAUUUCGAUCUUCGUAAAUCUCUCUGGCAAGCUGUUUUCCGGUGACCAGAAGUUCCCAAGAAGCUGUUUUCUGUCUUCCUCCCUCUGGCAUCUGUUGCAUCUUUCUCUGAAACAAUGGCAGUCCUGCACGGUGCUGGCCUUCCCCCAGUCUCUGCAAUUGGGUUUGAGGGAUAUGAGAAGCGCCUCGAGAUCAGCUUCUCUGAGGCGUCCGUCUUUGCUGAUCCCAAUGGAAUGGGCUUGCGCGCACUCUCGCGUGCCCAGAUUGACUCUGUCCUUGACCUUGCGCGGUGCACCAUUGUGUCUGAGCUAUCAAAUGAAGACUUCGACUCUUAUGUCUUAUCUGAAUCGAGCCUGUUUGUGUACCCUUACAAGAUUGUGAUCAAGACAUGUGGGACUACCAAGCUUCUGCUUGCCAUUCCGAGGAUUCUUGAGCUUGCUGAGGAGCUAUCACUGCCGCUUGCUGCUGUUAAGUAUUCUCGUGGGACAUUCAUAUUCCCUGAUGCACAGCCUUCCCCACACAAGAACUUUGCUGAUGAGGUUGCCUUCCUGAACCGCUACUUUGGUGGUCUCAAGUCGGGUGGCAAUGCUUAUGUGAUCCGAGAUCCUGCUAAGCCCGGGCAGAAGUGGCACAUCUACUAUGCCACCCAGCACCAUGAGAAGCCUGUGGUUACUCUUGAGAUGUGCAUGACUGGGCUGGACAAGAAGAAAGCUUCUGUCUUCUGCAAAACCUCUGCUGAUGGCCACGCAUCCUGUGCUAUGGAGAUGACCAAGCUCUCUGGUAUCUCAGACAUAAUCCCAGAGAUGGAGAUUUGUGACUUCGAUUUUGAGCCCUGCGGCUACUCUAUGAAUGCCAUCCAUGGCCCUGCUUUCUCGACCAUUCAUGUGACCCCUGAGGACGGCUUCAGCUAUGCAAGCUACGAGGUCAUGGGUUUCAACCCUGCUUCUUUCGCUUAUGGUGACCUGGUUAAGAGGGUGCUGAGAUGCUUCGGCCCGUCUGAGUUCUCUGUUGCAGUGACCAUGUUUGGUGAGAGGGACAAUGCAAAGACCUGGGGGAAGAAGCUGGAUGUUGAGGCCUAUGCUUGCAACAACAUGGUUGAGCAGGAGCUGCCAUCUGGUGGUUUGCUCAUUUAUCAGAGCUUCACUGCUACUGGGGAAGUUGCGAUUGGGUCACCAAGAUCUGUAAUUCAUAGCUUUUCUGAUGUGGAGGAUGAGUCGAAGAAUGGUAAUUCUGACGCUCUUCUGUGCUGGGAAGCGGAUGCUGUGGAGGAAACAGAUGGGAGGGAAGCGAAGAAGAUGAAAUGUUGAUGCUAGGGGAGGGAAGCGAAGAAGAUGAAAUGUUGAUGCUAGGGUUGUGCUGUACUGAAGAUUGAAGAGAAGACGACCCGAGAUUUCUGUUAUAAUUUAGAGUUGCUGCCCUUGGUUAUUCAUACGGUGUGUUAGCACAUGCUUAUUUUGAAUAAAAUGCUCUAGGUGGCCAGCUUUGUCUGCCACAAUGAGCAGAUGUACUGAUAUGGUUUGUGUAAAAACCCCGUAUGAAUCUAAAUAAAGUCUCUGUUUGAAGGCAA
Messenger RNA from Phragmites australis (common reed), 1616 nucleotides. Its product is annotated as S-adenosylmethionine decarboxylase proenzyme-like. The record is from RefSeq and is a predicted model, not a curated record. Gene Ontology annotation, biological process: spermine biosynthetic process; spermidine biosynthetic process. The transcript has a single exon. Gene Ontology annotation, cellular component: cytosol. NCBI's taxonomy places the organism in Eukaryota, Viridiplantae, Streptophyta, Magnoliopsida, Poales, Poaceae. Gene Ontology annotation, molecular function: adenosylmethionine decarboxylase activity. The coding region runs from base 166 to 1356 and encodes 396 amino acids.